AGGAGCACGACUUCCGGCCUGAAAAGGAAGUCUGCUCCUUUUUCUCCCAAACCCGCUUCUUCCCCCCUACCCCCCGCCACGCGAGGCUGCGGCGCACGGUAUGGGUGUGUUUGUGUGUAUUUGUGUGGGGAGGGCGUUUGGAGGGAAGGUUACUGGGAGCUCCGAGGCCGCUGGGGAACAGGGAUCCCGGUGACAAAGAUGGGGAUAUUUCCUCUGUCUUCCACUUCGAAACCUUAACCCCCGCUUCAGGCCCCCUAGAUACUUUCUGGGGCCCAACCGAAGGCCGUUGCCAUCCAAAGCGUCCCCAGCCUUUCUGGGGAGUGAAACUUACCCCCGGGGUUCGUCCCAGAGGAGCGUGAGCGGGGAAUGCCCAGGUCAACCGGGCUGUCCGAAUUCCGCGCCGGCUCAGCCUCCGGCCUCAGUCCGGGAGAGAGAUCUGCCUGUCGAUCUGGGCUGGGGGAAAGGCGGCAGUGGCCUGGGCCACAGGUGAGGGCAGAGUAACCAGUGGGAAGGCUGCGUUUUCACGAAGGACUCGGGUGAAGCUGCAGAGCUGCCUUUGAGCCCUGACUCCUUGGCUUCCUGGGUCGGAGGAGAUCUUGUAAUGGAGUGGUUCUUCGCCUCACUAACAAGAUGCCUGAUUUCCUCAGGAUCAAGGGAUUGAAGAAUGUCCCGGAUUCCACUGGGGAAAGUCCUCCUGAGGAAUGUCAUCCGGCACACAGAUGCUCACAAUAAGAUUCAGGAGGAAUCAGAUAUGUGGAAAAUAAGAGAACUGGAAAAACAGAUGGAAGAUGCUUACCGGGGGACCAAAAGGAAAAUGCUACCCAGCAGUUCAAGCCGGAUGCGCAGUGAUGGUUUUGAUGAAGAAAGUCAAAGAGACUAUUGGAGGCCAAAGAAUGAAAUUUCUGGGACACUGGAAGAUGAUUUUCUUAAAGCUAAAUCCUGGAACAAAAAGUUCUAUGAUUAUGAAGCAAACAUGCCAGACAGAUGGGGUCACAGUGGUUAUAAAGAGUUAUACCCUGAAGAAUUUGAAACAGACAGUAGUGAUCAGCAAGAUAUUACCAACGGGAAGAAAACAUCUCCCCAGGUAAAGUCAUCUACCCAUGAAUCCCGCAAACACAAGAAGUCAAAGAAAUCCCACAAAAAAAAGCAGAAAAAAAGGUCACACAAAAAACAGAAGAAAAGCAAAAAGGAAGCUACAGAUAUAACAGCAGAUUCCUCGAGUGAGUUCUCAGAAGAAACUGGGGCUUCUGGUACAAGGAAAAGGAAACAACCACAUAAGCGCAAGAAAAAAUCCAGGAAAAAGUCUCUCAAAAAACCUGCUUUAUUCUUAGAGGCAGAAAGUAACACUUCACAUUCAGAUGAUUCAGCAUCCAGCAGUUCUGAGGAAAGUGAGGAAAGAGACACUAAGAAAACCAAAAGGAAAAAGAGAGAGAAGAAAGUCCAUACCUCUGUAGCCAACAAUGAAAUACAGGAGAGGACAAACAAACGCACAAAUUGGAAAGUAGCUACAGAUGAAAGGUCUGCUGAGAGCUCAGAGGAUGACUAAAUGGGAAAUACUAUUGUUUUCCACAUGACUGUGGAUAUUUACAGUUCUUACUCCUUGUGGUUUUUCCAGUGACUCUUGUUCAGCACGGGGCCUGAGGUCAGAGCUAUCUUGUGCCAUCUGUAUGUUCUGACAGACUUCUUGUCUUCUAUUUUGGUGUUAAGCUUGAUCCCCUUUUCUUGUUAAAAGGGAAUCUGGUAUUUUGUUAUGAAGGUUUCUUGAAGAGAUUAUUUUUUUGCAAUUAAUUAUGUUUAGUGUAGAGUGCAUAUACAGCAAAUUAAAGGACCCAGAAAGCUGGAUCCAAUAGUGACCUGGGUACACCAAUCGGAAUAUUGAAUUUGGGGAAGUCAAGGGCUGGGAUCAAGAGGUGGAUUGGAACUAAUGCCAUGUAGGAUGGUAUGACAAGGCAACACUAUAUUGCUCUCUGUUUAUAUAGCAGGUGUCACAACUGACUUGUCUUUAGCCUUGGUGCUUUGAUCCUUCUAUAUUUUGACCCCAUAGGUGUGGUCCGGUUUACUUAAUCAGGACAUGGGCCUAAGAACAAACCUUUUCCCUUCAUGAUAACAUCCAUAGACAACUUAUUAGAAGGGACUAGAGUUUCUGCAAAUUUCCCUGCUGGACGGGGCCUACAGCUAUACUUAGUAUACGCCUAAACAUGGUAAUUGGAUAUUAAAUGGUUUUUUAGUUCCAUUGCUGUAUAUUUGCCUAAAUGGACUUGUGUUCAAAUUAUUUCUUCAGUUGUCAUAGAUAAUCCUGUACCAAAUGGGGAAGAAUUAGGAAAUAAUCAUGUUGUUUAAUGGUACUCUGGAUUCAGGGCAGCAACUGCCAUUUAAAUGUUGUCUUGUUCAUUUCUAAAUCUGUUAAUGAAGUUUAGGUUUUCUCUGAAA
Molecule: messenger RNA, 2430 nt
Organism: Pongo pygmaeus (Bornean orangutan)
Lineage: Eukaryota; Metazoa; Chordata; Mammalia; Primates; Hominidae
Gene: NKAPD1
Product: NKAP domain containing 1
Exons: 6
Coding region: 665-1546 (293 amino acids)
Source: RefSeq, a predicted model, not a curated record